CAAUCCAUUUGUGAUUAAUCCGCCGUCCCUCUAUUUCUCUUGAAAUUUCCACAAAUUCACUGACCACACAUCUCUCCAAUCGAAUGACCCAAAUCCAAACCCUAGGAUCUCGCCGGAGCUGAAGACUGCAUGAGUAGUCACCGAGAAGAAAUAGAGUGCUUCAAAGCAGUGAAGCAGUUCAAUAAACAAUGGUGGUUGUUGUUUCUCACGCUCAGCCUUGGUCCGCCUUCCUUACUCUCCGUCAAGCUCCUCUUACCUCCUCGUCUUCUUUUAGAAUACGACCGUUAACUCCUCGCUUUCGACCGUUAACUCCUCGCUUUACCACUCAAAGGCUUGGAAGUCUUAACACUAGAUGCUCCAUAAAUACCGACGUCUUAACUGACAUUGCAACUGAUCAAGAGGUUCGGGAUGAUGUUGCAACUGAUGAUUGUGGCAGUACAAUACCUGUUCUUCAUCUCAAAUCUGAUAUUCUGGAAACUGAAGCACUAAAUCUGCUAGCCAAGGGCACAUUUGUGGAUACUAUCUUGACAACAUUGCCAGUCUUAUCAGAGGAGGAGCAGAAUAUUAUUGCUGCAACUCCUGCUCAUCCAGCAGGGUUAUACGCUUUAUAUGCUAGUUGCCUGGCUGGGUAUAUGGUGGAACAACUUUGGAAUUUUGCCUCACCUGCUGCCAUUGCGUUGAUUCAUCCUAGUCUUCUUCCUGUAGCACUAAUGGGUUUCCUUGCUAAGCUCGCUGUAAUUGGUGGAGGUCCUCUGGUUGGCAAACUUAUGGAUCACUUUCCUCGGGUUCCUGCAUAUAAUUGUCUAUCUAUAGUCCAGACAGCUGCCCAGUUGAUGUCUGUUGGAAUGAUUAUACAUGGUCAUACUCUUCAUCCAACGUCUGCAUCAUCUUUACUUUUCCGUCCUUGGUUUAUUGUGCUUGUUCUAGUGGGAGCCGUUGAGAGGCUAUCUGGGUUGGCAUUGGGGGUUGCAGUGGAGCGUGAUUGGGUUGUUUUGUUAGCUGGAACCAAUCGCCCAGUUGCACUUGCUCAAGCAAAUGCUGUUCUAAGCCGUAUUAACCUUUUAUGCGAGAUUGUUGGAGCAGCAUUAUUUGGCAUUCUUCUCUCUAAAUAUGAACUGGUGGUAUGCUUAAAAAUUGCUGCUGGUUUGAUGAUGGGGGCACUUCCUAUUGUGGUAUCUCUGACAUGGCUAACCAACAAGCUUUCCUCUGGUGUUCUUGACCGUGCUGUGGAAACUUGUUUAAGUUGUUCCUUCCCGUCUUCACUAAAAUCAGAAAAUAUAGUGGGAGUGGGUCUGGAAGCUAUAAAGCAUGGAUGGUUUGAAUAUAUUAGACAACCCGUUCUUCCAGCAAGCAUAGCUUAUGUGCUAUUAUAUUUCAAUGUCGUUCUUGCACCUGGUGGUUUAAUGACAGCAUUUUUAACACAGCAAGGUUUAAAUCCAUCUAUUAUUGGGGGCUUCAGCGGAUUAUGUGCUUUUGUAGGCGUUGCAGCCACAUUUGUGUCUGCAAAGAUGGUCAAGCACCUUGGCAUCUUAAAGGCUGGAGCCGCUGGCCUAGUACUCCAUGCUUCGCUUCUGACCACGGCUGUUGCUGUUUAUUGGAGUGGAUGUCUUUCUCAGCAGACUCCCAUUUUCUUUUUCUUGGCUUUAGUUGUGUUGUCAAGACUGGGACACAUGUCCUAUGAUGUCAUCGGGCAACAGAUUCUACAAACUGGAAUUCCUGCAUCUAAAGCCAAUCUUAUCGGAACAACCGAGGUUUCUGUUGCGAGUUUAGCAGAAUCAAUAAUGUUAGGAGUUGCAAUAGUUGUAAAUGAUGUCUCACAUUUUGGAUUUCUAGCGACGCUUUCCCUUGUAUCCGUAGUUGGGGCAGCAUGUCUAUACUGUAGAUGGUUGGAAAAUCCGACAGAUACACAAAGAACUCUUUUCUCUUUUAGCCCUCAUUUAUGAAAUGCCAAAAGUACAUA
Solanum verrucosum is the source of this 1960-nucleotide messenger RNA. Its product is annotated as solute carrier family 40 member 3, chloroplastic. Gene Ontology annotation, biological process: iron ion transmembrane transport. Bases 189 to 1943 code for a protein of 584 amino acids. Gene Ontology annotation, cellular component: membrane. Gene Ontology annotation, molecular function: iron ion transmembrane transporter activity. The transcript is spliced from 13 exons. Lineage: Eukaryota; Viridiplantae; Streptophyta; Magnoliopsida; Solanales; Solanaceae. The record is from RefSeq and is a predicted model, not a curated record.